This is a messenger RNA of Eimeria necatrix, 348 nucleotides long. RefSeq lists its product as hypothetical. The transcript is spliced from 2 exons. Bases 1 to 348 code for a protein of 115 amino acids. Lineage: Eukaryota; Apicomplexa; Conoidasida; Eucoccidiorida; Eimeriidae. The record is from RefSeq and is a predicted model, not a curated record.
AUGCCGCUGCAGGAGAAAGGGUCGCUGCGCCGUCGCGCUGGCAGCAGGCCAGCCCGUGAGCGUGCGGAGGCGUCGCGGCACAGCAGCAGCAGCAGCAGCAGCAGCAGCAGCAGCAGCAGCGGCAGCAGCAGCAGCAGCGAGAGCGAGUUUGCUGGGGAUAAAGAGGCCACGGGGAGCUUAGAAGGAGAAGAAUCGGAAGCAGCAGCAGCAGCAGCAGCAGCAGCAGACCUCGGAGCAGAUGGAGAUGAUGACAUAAGGCCCUGCAGCAGCUUCGAGCGGCUGCUGCUGCAGCAGCCGCCGCCGCUGCAGCAGGAGCAGCUGCCGCUGUAUCCUUUGCUGCUGAUUUGA